Messenger RNA from Drosophila melanogaster (fruit fly), 1910 nucleotides. RefSeq lists its product as uncharacterized. The transcript has a single exon. The coding region runs from base 70 to 1884 and encodes 604 amino acids. Lineage: Eukaryota; Metazoa; Arthropoda; Insecta; Diptera; Drosophilidae. The record is from RefSeq and is marked reviewed.
AUAGACGUUACUGUCCUAACCUAUCGACGACUGAAAAGGUUUGUUUUGUUGCAAGUUUAUAAACAAACAAUGGAAUGCGUGCUGGACGAGGAGCUGCUGGCCAAUAUUAAAUGUAGCGACCAGGAGGAAGAAGACGAGGAUGGUGAAAAGAUGGAGGUGGAGGAGCGGCUGCCGCCGGUCGAUUCCACAGUCCAAAGUGCCUCCUUUAACGGAGAUGACUCCGAUCCGCUACAGGAAGCAGUAUGCAAUUUUCCCUGGAUUUUCGAGGACAGCGACAUGCUGAUGAACGAGGACCAACUGGCUGACGUGGUGCUGAAGAAGGAGGAUUCCGCCAGGCCAGCUGCCCCGAAGCGAGGACGUGGUCGUCCACCAAAUAAUAACGGAAACUACACAUCUCCUUGUGGGCAGCUAUGGAGCGUGACCAGGAGCCCAGAUAUUUCUGCAGAGGAUCUACCCCUUUUGGGGCAACAGGCCUGUGGCAAGGGACCCGCCCGAACAGUGUCCAAUGCAGUGGAAGCAUGGAUGCUGCUCUUCGAUGAUGAAAUGCUGCGGUCUUUACUUCGCCAUAUCAAUGAACAGAUGCGUAAGCGGAGAACGGCCACAAGUGUCCAGAGACCCCUAGACGUUGUGGAGCUGCGGGCAUUCUUGGGUCUAAGCUACCUUUGUGGAGUGUUCCGAAAUGCCAGGCACAAUGGGCCAUUGGAUGAGCUGUGGACCCUGGAGCUGGGCAAUGCCAUAUUCCGAGCAUCCAUGUCGCUCGCUCGAUUCGAAAGCAUUUCCGAGUGUCUGGCGGGAAAUUGCGGCUGGUCCGAGGGCCAAAAGCUCUGGCAGCGCCUUAUAAUCAAUUGCAGAUCCUACUACGGCUGCAGCAGUUGGUUGACCGUGGAUGAGACAUUCUGCGCGGUGGCCAAGUCACGGAUGACCCUCUGCUGUGAUGCCAGGACACUGUACAUGGCCAAUGCAGUGGUAAGCAGAAACCAGAGAUGUCCGGACAAGGAUGUAGAACAACUGAUCUGCGAUUUCAAGACCACGGGAAGAAAUGUAACGCUGGGAUCACGGUAUCUAAACUUGACGCAGUGCGAGCAGUUGGCGCAGCGGCAAAUAAGCUCGUUGGGUAAGCUGGAGGCCAAUUCGCCACAUUGGCCGCGGCAGUGGCCCACAGAAUCACCCUUGUUUGGUGGCAGCUCAAAACUCAUUCCGCUCGAUGGCGACGCAGUCUUCUGCUGCGGUCUUAGCUCCCAAGUAGAUGCAGUCCAGGCAUAUGAGCAAACCUCAGAAGCCUGUCAGCAGUUUUACGAACACUCCCAGCGCUUCAGCACAGCCCACGCUACGCCCGCACCCUUGAAAAAGCAGAUCAAUCCUUUUCUGCAACUACUUCACUUUGUGCUCAACGCGGCUGCCGUGAAUGCAUGGAUCCUGUUACGACUUUCGCCCAAAGGCGAUGCCGCUAUGGAUCAGCGCGACUUCCAGAGACAGUUGGGACUCUUCCUCACACAGCAGAGAUUACAGCGACGCCUUCAGCGAAGAUCCACCAGCACUUCGCUCGUGAUGCGACUGCAAAUCUGCGAAAUCCUGGGCCAAUCCAGUCAGCGGCUGCUCAGUGAGGCGACCGGCGAGGCGAAACUAACGCACAGCGUAGGCGUGCUAACACCCGACAAGAUGAGCCUGCCCUUGGGCAUUAAUUUGGCUAGUCGGUACGGAGAGAAGCAUCGCAGGUGCAAGCCCUGCGCUCGAAAUAAGCGUGGCACUAAAUCGCGGACGCGGUGCCAACAGUGCUUGCAACAUCGAUGCGGCAACCACUUGAUAUCCCGCUGCUACGAAUGCGUCGGCAUUUUGCCUGGCCAACUGCCCGAGGGCAACAUGGUGGAUGAAGGAGCCACCUGAAGAUGGAUAUUAAAUAACAUUUAUUG